AUGCGUUUCUUUGUUUUGCUUUGGGGUCUGUUGCUGGUCUAUCUCAGUCUGGACGUUGGGAGAAUAUGCCGCGCCGCAGACGAAGCACCAAUGUACAGGGUGGAGCAGCAGGUCUCCAGUGAUUGGGUGACGCGGUCCAUCACGUUUCUUUCCUCAGGAUACGCUGUGGAGGAGGAAGUUUUAUUUCAAAGUGACGUCAAUCUUUGUGUCAGGGCUUUGCACGGCAGAAUCCGAGGUGUUACUGCAGAACCGUGGGAUAGGUACGCAUCGUUACUCAACAUAUACGCCGUUUUUCAGCCGUCAGUGGAGUCGGGUGCGGCUUCAAAGGAAGACUUAAAGGGUGGGCGAAACAAUCUUGGAUGCUCGAUAACCCUCACCUAUCCACCUGUCGUAAGUUGUGACCUGAACGCCGUCUUCAGAUUGGCAGCUUACGCCCCUGUCCAGGACCUGGUUGUGGUCUUGGUAAACCAGCCCAAGGCUGCGGUGGGCGUGGGUGGAAAAUCCAUUGCGAUCUUCACCAACGAUCCAUUGUUUAUGCCAUUUUUUGUUAUUCGUGAACUAAGCAAAGCCGUUACCUCACUAGGCUCAGAGUAUGCUUUUGGAGUAGAGGAUAAACAUGUUGUGCAGGUACCCAACUGCGCCCCAUCCAUUGAGGCGGCGCGUGCAGCGUGGGGUCAUUGGAUAGACCAAGGGCUGGCCGAUGAAACACCAUUGAAAGGUUGUUUCUUUAAUAAUUAUUACCGUCCGACUAGGCAAGAUUGUAUAAUGCGUAAUUCCUCGGUAGGCGGACUAUGCGCUGUAUGCAAGGAACAAGUCAACCUUGCUCUUCUUUCUGCAGACUUGGGUGAUUCUACGGCACAUACACGCUGCAUAAGAGAUACCCCCAAUUUGAUUUUUAAUCGUUUUCAGGACCUUCAAAUUCAUAUUGGAGAGAUUGGAGGAAUGACUGACAUGAAGGUGGAUUGGAUGCUUGCGGACGGAUCUAUCGUGGGCACCGCCAACGAUUCUCAACUGGUGAUCGCCUUGGAUUCUUUGCGGGGAUUGCCAUUACCCACAGAGAUAUGUGCUGUGAUCACGGAUAACUCCCCGUAUAUUCGUCCAAAAUGGCGUGCGAAGCUUCUUCGACGAAUAGCGUCAUUUAGACUUGUUUCCGAUACGUCAUCUACUCCUGUUAACGUGAGAAGGUGUGGGAUGUCGGAGGUGUGCAAAUCGUGUCAGGGGCCUCAUUGUGAUGAGACUGUUCUUUCCCACCCGAAUGUUAUGAAAUGGGCUGUGGAAGAAGAUGUAAAAGUACGAAGAAACAGCUAUGUGAUUUUAGUUGCUGUAUACAGCGGUGUUGCCAUUGUUUUGCUCCUAAUUGUGCUGGUGUUAUAUUUGCGCUGCUAUUUAAGACGACCUCAUGAGAUAUUUUUCAAUCCUUGUAUGGACAGAGUGAACCGCGGAGUACUUCUUAUAAUUUCUGUUAUUAUAACAUGCAUGUCGACGUUUACACUGGUAUCAAUUCCUCUCUUGGAUGAGAAUCAUUUCAUUUUCUUGAGAAAAUUGUUUAUUCCUUUUUUUGUAAUGACGACUGUGACGUACCUGUUUUCGCUUUUGAAUUUUGUGGCUGUGAUUUUUCGUCUGUAUAUAUUUACCGUAAUUUGUGGUGCAGUGCUGCUGCUUAUUGGGCUGUUUCACGCGGCAUUGGGCGCGCUUUUGGGGCUUGCAGCAGGUUUUGUGGAGGACUUCCUAGUUGGUUACGCGGCGUCCGGAUGGAUGGAAACAGCACAUAGCAACCCCAGUCAGAUAAGUCGUGUUCAGUCUCACUUGAAAUGCAGUGGAUUUUUCGUCAGUUGCCUUGAAGUUGCCUCGUCUAUAUGUCCGGUUGGAAGUGAGAGUAACUUGCAUGCCGAACCGUGUGCGACAGCCCUCCUGAAGGCUCUUUACAAUAUGCAUACAGCUCUAACUGUGUCUAUCUUCAUCACGGGAGCCUUGGUUAUUGUAUGUGGACUCCUGGACUUUGUGUUCGUGCUGCGUUCGCUCCACCUGUCGAGGAUGGGGAGGCGACGGCGGAUGUACCGCAAUGACCCUCACGCGGCAGUUUUGCCCUUGGUAUUUGCGGAGGCAAGGAGGGCGCAUCGUAUGUUUUGCAGGAGUUUCAAUGGUCACGGUAGAACAUUGGAGGCUCAACGCGUCACUGGGUUUCUAGAAAGGGUGUUCGGCACAAAACUUAAGCCGGAGGAGAAAGGAAUGCUUGAGGCUGAGGGCCCUUUUACCUUCAAUGGACUCAUGUCAUUUUUUUUUCCUCACUUUAUCACGUCACGAAUGGACCCGCGUCAGUUAACACCGGAGGAGGCACACAUGGCGCAAGGGGUGUUUGAACUGCAGUGCUUACAGUUCCAAAAACUCUGGAAGUUCGCCACAGCAUCCGCGGCAAUGUCGCCAGGGAAGCUAUGCGGUCUGUUUCGUUUAUACACACGUGAUAACUUUGUCGUGGAACCGCAGGAAUUGCUCGCGCUCAUCAAGAAAGCGGCGGAUACAAACUCUAUAGAGGCUGCACUGUACCGGGGACUGACAACCUUCGAGCUUGAGGGGCUGCGUAAUGCUUGGGCAGUGCUAAAACCAAACAUUAUAGGUGACUUGAAUGAUGAACAGAUAGCUUUAUUCUACCAAUGGACACACCGUGAUGUUCUCCGCGGGGACAACCAUUUGAAGGAGUGGAAACAAUCUCUGGACGUGCGUAGGCGCGGGCGCAUUGGGUGGGGCGAAUUCUGUUAUCCCUUUGCCAAGCGUGCUCUUUUAUGGAAGGCACGUGAGUUUUUGAGCAAUAUGGGGAAGGAGGUACCUCCAGAGCUGCUUAAAAAAGAGUUUGUACAGUGGCGAUUUGGAAAUACAGUGGUAAAUGCUACUUUUUUGCCUUACGAAGAUGAGAUUCCUAUUGAGCGCGUGCUCGAAUAUGUGUUGUCCCAUGCCAAGGGCAAGCAGAGGAAACGAAAGGAAUUGUGA
Trypanosoma rangeli is the source of this 2985-nucleotide messenger RNA. RefSeq lists its product as uncharacterized. NCBI's taxonomy places the organism in Eukaryota, Euglenozoa, Kinetoplastea, Trypanosomatida, Trypanosomatidae. The transcript has a single exon. Gene Ontology annotation, molecular function: metallopeptidase activity. The coding region runs from base 1 to 2985 and encodes 994 amino acids. The record is from RefSeq and is a predicted model, not a curated record.